This is a messenger RNA of Brassica oleracea var. oleracea, 667 nucleotides long. RefSeq names its product elicitor peptide 6. Gene Ontology annotation, biological process: innate immune response. The transcript has 2 exons. Lineage: Eukaryota; Viridiplantae; Streptophyta; Magnoliopsida; Brassicales; Brassicaceae. The coding region runs from base 104 to 391 and encodes 95 amino acids. The record is from RefSeq and is a predicted model, not a curated record.
CACAGAGAGAAGCAGGUGAGGUCAAAUGAGACACAAUACUUUAAUGCAUUGAGCAGAAGAAGAAGACGAAAGAAAAUUUAAUAGAGAAGAGAGCUAACAAAAAAUGGAAGUUAAUGGAGAAGAAAAGAGAAGCUAUAGAAGAGAAGAUGAAGAAAAGGAAGUUUACUACCCUCUUCUCAACUCUCCAUGUUCUGCCUUUCACAAAACUGUUCAAGCCAUAUUGAAGUGCCUUGGUCUUGAAUCAUCAUCCAUACCACCAUCUUCAUCAUCAUCAGAAGACCCUGGAACUGAAACUGUUCAAGAAACGGGAUUUAUGGCGAUGGUUGCAAGAUUGACAAGAAGGAGACCAAGACCGCCUUACAGCUCAGGACAACCUGGUCAGAUCAACUGAUUCUGACACUCUUAAAGACUUAUGUCCUUGUGUUUAAAACUCACUUAUGUUUGCUUCUUGUGAGCGGUUGGGUUUCUUUAUUUGAAAUAAAACAAAACUUGGUAGACUCUUUUGUGAGCGAUUUACUAAUCGUAAGUUUGUUUUAUGUAUAGGAUAGGAUCCUUCUGUUGUUAUCAUCUGUGUUAUUCUUUCGUCUUUCCUUAGGAGUUUGAUACUCUGAUUGUACUAUGUUUUCCUUUUUCAAAGUAUGUGUUAUUUUCUAUAUUAAUGAACUUU